This is a messenger RNA of Peniophora sp. CBMAI 1063, 669 nucleotides long. Lineage: Eukaryota; Fungi; Basidiomycota; Agaricomycetes; Russulales; Peniophoraceae. The record is from the annotation of a GenBank genome assembly.
AUGAAUGCAUUUGGACUACCCGACGAGGGUUGGCAACCGCCGACGGUCCCGCCGAGGAAGGGAAAGCGCCUUAGACAGAACAAGCAGCCGCAGCCCUACACAGAGGCUGAACCCUCCCCUCAUGCUUCGCCACGGCCAAGCUCGCAAGACAAGCUCGAUCGCGAGCUCCAAUGUCCACACCCGUACACCGCUGGGAGCGAGUCGUCACCGCGGCUGGACGCGCAAGGGAAGUUACGCCGUGAGCGUCUUCGAGAGCUCGCCCACACCAGUACCGGUUCCCGGGGUCCAAGUCACUCCAGAACCGAGUCAGCGCCCCCCUCCUAUCGCUCUGCGUCUCCCGCGCCAACGUUCGCAAGCUUACCGCCGUAUACUCCGGGUCCUUCUCGUCACCAACACCGGACUUCCCGCGAGAGCGCACAGAUGAAGACGGCCAGGAUAUUCGACAUGCUGGGACUCCCUAUGCCGCGAAUGCGAAUUCGUGAGCCUGAGUGGGUCUUGGAGGCUGGGCCUGAGCCUGCGCAGAUUACGAGGGCCUUGUUCGCUCUUCCCGGCGCGAGCUUCGAUCGCAUGGACACAGCACUUGAGGAGCAGUAUGAUACUGUUGAUGAAGAGAACAUUGCCAACAAAGAUUCUGGGAGCGAUAUCAACAUGAUCAUAGGUCGCGCAUAG